Molecule: messenger RNA, 2815 nt
Organism: Limanda limanda (common dab)
Lineage: Eukaryota; Metazoa; Chordata; Actinopteri; Pleuronectiformes; Pleuronectidae
Gene: dnaja2b
Product: DnaJ heat shock protein family (Hsp40) member A2b
Exons: 9
Coding region: 64-1302 (412 amino acids)
Biological process (GO): response to heat; protein refolding
Cellular component (GO): cytosol; cytoplasm
Molecular function (GO): ATP binding; Hsp70 protein binding
Source: RefSeq, a predicted model, not a curated record
GAGUCUGCUCGUCGCUCAGCUGAAGCUCCGCAUAGGCUCUUUCUGUGGUCGCCGGUUAGCAUCAUGGCCAACGUCGUGGACACCAAGCUGUACGACAUCCUCGGAGUUUCACCAUCUGCCUCCGAGAAUGAGCUCAAGAAGUCCUACCGCAAAUUGGCCAAAGAGUACCAUCCGGACAAGAACCCUGAUGCUGGAGACAAGUUCAAAGAGAUCAGCUUUGCAUAUGAAGUACUGACAAACCCAGAAAAGAAGGAGCUUUAUGACCGCUGUGGAGAACAAGGGCUACGAGAUGGAGGAGGCGGAGGGCCUGGCAUGGAUGAUAUCUUCUCUCACAUUUUUGGAGGAGGACUUUUCGGGUUCAUGGGGGGGCAGGGCAGAGGACGCAACGGAGGCAAGAGGAGAGGAGAAGACAUGGUACACCCUCUGAAAGUUUCUCUUGAAGACCUCUACAAUGGCAAAACCACCAAACUGCAGCUUAGCAAGAACGUGCUCUGUGGUGCCUGUAAUGGUCAGGGGGGUAAGGCAGGAGCAGUGCAGAAGUGUGUGGCAUGUCGAGGACGAGGCAUGAGAAUCAUGCUCAGACAACUGGCCCCUGGGAUGGUCCAACAGAUGCAGUCAGUCUGCACAGACUGCAAUGGAGAAGGUGAGGUGAUAAAUGAGAAGGACCGCUGCAGAAAGUGUGAGGGUCAUAAGGUGUCUAAGGAGACGAAGCUUUUGGAGGUGCAUGUGGACAAAGGCAUGAGGCACGGACAGAAGAUCACGUUCACUGGGGAAGCUGACCAAGCACCAGGCGUUGAACCAGGAGAUAUAGUCCUGGUGCUGCAAGAGAAGGAUCAUGAGGAAUUCCGCCGUGAUGGCAGUGACCUUCACAUGGUCCAACGCAUCGGCUUGGUUGAGGCUCUGUGUGGCUUCCAGAUGACGGUCGCACACCUGGACGGACGUCAGCUGCUUGUUAAAUACCCACCUGGCAAGGUCAUCGAGCCCGGCUGUAUUCGAAUGGUGAAGGGCGAGGGAAUGCCUCAGUACAGAAAUCCUUUUGAGAAAGGAGACCUUUACAUCAAGUUUGAUGUCCAGUUCCCUGAAAACAACUGGAUCAGCCCUGAAAAACUGAAUGAACUGGAGUGCUUGCUGCCUGCUCGUGCUGAGAAUCCAGUCAUCGCAGCUGAUGCGGAGGAAGUUGACCUGACAGAUUUUGACAAGAGUCAAGGGUCCGGAAGUGGAGCCAGGAGAGAGGCCUACAACGAUAGCUCAGAUGAGGAAGGGGGCCAUCAUGGCCCAGGGGUGCAGUGCGCACACCAAUAGAAAGACUCAUCCAUAAAGACAUGCACAUACAUAAAAGCAUAGAUACAUGACCAUCCCUCAAGUCUCGUUGCUAACACUGUUCAAGGCUUGAUGCGCAUACAUGCACAUUUCUCUCCUUUCAUGAUUCCCAUGAAAAAGAGAUAAACACACAUACAUAUAUACGCAUACCAACCCUCCUCAGUUCCAUGGUGCCCAUAAGUCAGAGAGAUGCUGGACGUGUGAUGACCAUUUCUGUGUGUAUGGACAGUAGUGCUCAUCAAAACCUCUGCAAGAAGGUUCAUUGACUGCUCAAUGCCUCCCUGUUUUCAUCCCAGGCUUUUCCCUUUCACUGAGGGAAACACCCGUCUAGUGUAUAAAAUGCAAAUAAUGUUGACUAUCUUGUAUAUGGUGUAGUUUAGUCUCACUCAAGCGCAUGCUGCUUCUCGCCGAAGGUCUUGCACACGUAGAUCCAAGGUUCGGACACAACAGAGAAAUUUGACACUACACCUGUGUAAAUUUCAGUGUGUCCCCGCUAUCAAAGUGUCCUGCUGUCAUAAGAGCCGAACUGAUUACAGCCCCUAAAGAGUGUCCUCUUCACAGCCCAGCUGAGAGCCGCACGUUUCACCACCUCAUCCCCCGACAUGAACUCUCAUAUUUAGAAAAAAAAGAGGCUUGCUGGUUCUGCUCAGUCCCCAGCCAUCACAUCGCUACAAUAUUAAAGCCUUGAGGGUUGCACCUGUAAGCCAGGCGCCAUGUUUUCUUAGUUCGGAAAUUAAGAUUUCUUUUUUUCUCUUUGUUGGUUUGAAUGUUCAUGUGUUCGAGACCACAGAGCUUGAAGCUAACUGUACUCUUCAUUUGAGUUGCAGACACACUUGUGUAAUUUGUAUGUGUGUAAUGCAGUGACUCAUUGUGUGGGAGCUGCUGUUGAAUGUUCAGGUUUAUUAGUGUGAUAGAUCCUUCUGCGUUUUGUUGGACUGCAGUGUGAGUGGACAAUAUAUAGGGUCAAAUACGAGGAAAAAACUGAAUGUUGAUUUGCUGAGAGUCUCUCUCUCUCGUAGACAUGUCUCUUUUUUUCCCUUCUGCUCACCAGGACUGAGAUCCUCCUCUCAGACAGGAACACCACCGGGACCGCACCAAACCCCCUCUUUACUAUACAUUUCCCUGCAUCGUAGAGUUGUCAGCCACACCUAUGUCCUUUGACAUUUUAUCCCCAACCCCCUCCAUACCUGUAAAUAAAUACAGCCACAGUCCAUAGGUGCAUUCAGAGUCUACAGCAGUGUCCUUCCUGUCAUCCCAAGAGGAUUUCUUACACAAAUGAUUUACGGCCAAUAUAUAAAUAUUAAGUUCAUGUGAAAAAGAGUGGACGGAACCUCUGUAGACUCUACAAAUUCACCUCUGCGGCCCAUCGUGUAUGUAAUUUAGGCCACAUGGGAUUCAUAUGUACACAACUAAAGGGGGGUCACUGAUUAAUGACGUUACUGUUGAUGCUUAUGUUUGUCGAAGAUAAUUAAACUAUAAUAAACAGUCGAUACAA